CCCUCUUGCACGAGGUUGAAUCAUGUGUCUGGCCACUACUAACUCCUCUCGUGGCUCCGAUCCGGCUAUUAAGGUAUUGGCGAGUCUGAUCUACUCGGCGAGCGUCCUGCACGCCGCGGUCAACUUCCCUCAGCAGCCCAUCAUGUCGUUCGUGCCCAGCAACCCCCCUUCGAUCUACGUGCAACCCCCCACUGAUAAGACGAAGAGGAGCUUCGAAGAGUACCUGGCCUAUCUCCCACCCCUCGAGAUUGCAGCGGAACAGGUCGUGACCGGCAACAUUCUCGGCACUGUCUUCCACACCAAGCUGGGCGACUACGACGCGAACCAGUUCAGCGACAAACGUGUCCAAGCCCCCCUCACUAAGUUCCAGCAGGCCAUCGAGGACAUCGAAACCGACAUGAUUAACGAGAAUGCCUUCGUUGCGUCUUCCUGGCGCAAGAGAGGCAAGGGCAAAAAGGCCGCCGCCAACUUCGGGUACACGACGCUGCUUCCCGACAAGGUCCCGCAGUCCAUCAACAUAUAGAAUUGUGUACGCUUCAGCGGUGUGUAGAUGUGAGGGUUACGUGUGGUUGCCUUUGAUGUGAGUUGCUUGUUCAAGGGUUGAUGAUGCGGUCUACAUGUAGAUUGCAUCGCGUCGUUGUCAGUAAUAUGCGCGAAACAUGUCCGUGUACACAGGUUUGUAUUUGUUGAUAGAACGUCACGUGGGGUUCCUCGGUCGCGUUUGCGUUGGGUGUCUUGGUUGAAUCAAAGAAACAUACCCGAAUUGCUGGAUGGUGAGGUAGUAAUUGAAAUCGUGCUGGUUGUACAUGUGGGUAGCUUGUUAGGACAAGGGAGAAGGUACCAGGCGAGGCAAGUUUUUUUUUCAUUUAUGGCAGUGAGAGGGUGGUACAAAAUGACACGGGCGACCUUCAGACGUGCCUGGCUCGCGCGGCUAUGGCGGAGUGCAUUGCUGCCUCUCCAUAUUGAAUUCUGGUUUGGCUACCGACCUUAGUAGACUAACCAGCCGACGGUAGCCGGGGAACUCCGCUAUCAUCUUUCCUCCGCACGAACAAACCGUAACCACCGCUUGUUGUCCGGUCCCACCUUCGGCUAGAGCGGGUUACCCACCCACUUCACGAUGCAUUGGUGGUCAGAGAGUUGGAUAGUGAAUCUCUUGCGGGCACUACCUAUCGUGGACGACGCUGAAAAUUGUCGUCUGGAAAACCGAGUCGGCCGCAACAUUGACAAUGACUGGGCCGACGACAAUCAGCGCUUCCGCAAGCAAAAGGUGUAGCUCUAUGUUUGGUCUGGGAGGGUUUACAAGUCGGGCUGCAAACAGAGGGAGAACAAAUUCGGCACGACUCCGUCCCUGCAUAGCUUCCGACCCCCAACGACUGAGAAAGGAUCGAACCCCCCCCCUGCAAAGCAGUGAAAACGUCGGCACACAAGUAGGUACCGCGGCCUCGCGCAACUUUCUUGGAUUCGCAAGUUGUGUCAUAAUCGUUGCAACGUUCUCCUAAACACGAGGGCGCACCGCGCCGAAAAUUUCAGAGCACGAAGGCCAAUGGGUAAGGGCCUUUAUUAAUGACAAAAAAACCACGGAACAUGUCACGGAACCGUUUGUUCUUGAACACAUAUGGAGGUGUUUUUCCCCGAAAACGUGAAAAAGAGGGAGCCGGGAUUUUUCGGGGCUUGCUCCUUUCACGGUUCCGGGGAAAAAACGCCCCGCUUUUCCCGGGCAGCCGAAGCAGACACCGGUCACGCGUACUGCCUUCAUCACACCACACCUAGACAGCGCCAACAACACCCCAGAGUGCUUCCCACGGCAAGUCGACCACCAUGGCUGAGCGCGGGAAGCAUCAGGAUCCCAAGGACCCCGCAGCGCAACGCAGGG
Molecule: messenger RNA, 1873 nt
Organism: Ectocarpus sp. CCAP 1310/34
Lineage: Eukaryota; Phaeophyceae; Ectocarpales; Ectocarpaceae
Source: the annotation of a GenBank genome assembly